AUGACACAAGACAAGCGCCGCUCCUUUCGAGAUCCGGAAGGUCUCUUGAGAUUUGCCGGUUUGGAACGACACCAUCGCGUGUUGGACGUCUGCACUGGCUUUGGAUACCUGGCGCGACAUGCCUCCUUGAUGACCGAACAUCCCGUGGAUGCGCAGAACGCCAGUGAAUGGCGUACUUGGUUCAAUGCCAUUGGGAUCUCCAAGACGAUUCAUGAAAUGGAACGAGGAUAUCGUGUCCGACACUUCUACUCCAGUAUGGAAGAUCCUGCGUUGUCACAACGAGGCACAUAUGAUCUCAUUACAAUGCAAAAUGGAUUCCACGAUCUUUUUGACAUGCCCAUUGAUCGUCGCAAGUUCUUUCAGUCCAUUCGAAGAGCCUUGAAACCAGGAGGCAAGUUCUUGUUGGUGGACAAUCAAGCGGGACCUGGACGAGGUCUCAAGGAUGCCGUGGAAGAAUGGGUCGUUCGCAAAGAGCUUCAGGACAAUGGAUUACUUGUGACCAAGACAUCCGAUAUGUUCCAAAAUCAAGACGAUCCCUACACUACUUCCUCCUGGACGGAAUCCUUGCGUGAGACGGACCGCUUUGUCUUUUUGUGCGAAGAAGCCAUCUGA
Seminavis robusta is the source of this 612-nucleotide messenger RNA. The record is from the annotation of a GenBank genome assembly. Lineage: Eukaryota; Bacillariophyta; Bacillariophyceae; Naviculales; Naviculaceae.